Messenger RNA from Penicillium canescens, 807 nucleotides. RefSeq names its product ankyrin repeat domain-containing protein. Gene Ontology annotation, molecular function: protein binding. The record is from RefSeq and is a predicted model, not a curated record. Bases 1 to 807 code for a protein of 268 amino acids. The transcript has 2 exons. NCBI's taxonomy places the organism in Eukaryota, Fungi, Ascomycota, Eurotiomycetes, Eurotiales, Aspergillaceae.
AUGCUUUGGAAAUGGCAAGCCGCCACCCUAGGUGAUACUGCCAUGGUCAAGGAAUUGCUUGCUACUGUGCAGGGCUCCCAGGAGAAGCCUCGUUAUGGAUAUCCACUCCUACUCGUAACCCAUUCAGGAUGCGUUGAAACAGUGGAACACCUUCUAAAGGAGGGCGCAGACCUAACGGCCAGCAUAAAGCGCACAGAGAUUGAGGAGACACCCUCGAUAUUUCCUGCCCUGGUAUCUGCCGCCAAUGGCGGUAGUGUAGCAAUCAAUAGCAUUCUGUUGAAGGAGGGAGCCAUGGUGGAUUUAAGGUGUGAUACGUCAGGUUGCACCGCUCUUAAAGUCCCUGCUGGGAAAGGAAACCCUAAACUACUGGAACUUUUACUGGAAGGCGGCGCCAAUCUAAACGGCCGCAACGACGGAGGUCCUAUAAUUGCUGCAGCAAAAUGGAGAAAGCUUAGAACAGUGCAGGCUCUUGUGGAGAAUGGGGCCUGCAUGGAUAUUGCAAACAGUAAAAGCGAAACGCCUAUCGGAGUUGCCGCAAGCUUGAAUAAAAAGGAUGUGUUCGCAUACCUGACACCUUCCGCAGAUUUCAGGUUCGCUCUUAAAACUGCCUUUGACGAGGGUCACUUUUAUAGCCAGAAUCAGCAGCAUGUGGGCCGAGUCCAUUCUUAUUCUCGAACGAAACACUGGCACCUGUUGUUGCAGUGCAAUCUUGCAGUAUUGAAGUACAAAUCUGGUUCCGGAACGACUGACAUAUCGACCAGCUGGGUGUUCAUUUUCGUGUUGUGGUUUCUUUCGCAACUGAUAUAG